ACUUUCAGCCAGUGACAGUUCCUUUUCACAUCUCCACUGAGCGGAUGACAACAGAAUUUUCUAAUAUUUUUUAUAAGUUCCUCUCCAUACUUCCGUAACUCCUACAGUAUGUGGAUUUUCAGGAUUGUGCUUGUGGUGGCAAUCGUUUUUGUCCAUGCUAAAGCUGAAUCUACUGAUUUAGAACAAUUUUUUGCAUCUGGUGUUAAAGAGGAUGGUUCUGACUUAAAUACAGAAAGACAGGAUAGGGAAACUGCCAGUACUAAUGAGCUUCUUCAGUUCAUGAAACGCUCUGGAUUGUUUCCAGCUACAGGUGUAAGAACUACAAAUGUAAACACUGUUAAUAACGAAAACAGAAAUCAACAAUUGUUAGCUGCUCUCCAAGCCAUUAACAGACAGCAAACCAAUCUUGGGUAUUCACAGCAGUACAUGCCUCAAAAUUAUGUAAAUACGCAGCAACAAGUACCUGCUUUAAUUCGAAGUUUACCAACAAGUAACUUGAUUUAUCAACAGCAGCAAACAUCUGUAACAGCCAACAAUAAUCCUAAUUUCGCUUACCAACAACAAACUCCUUUAACAUCCAGCCUUGCCUACCAACAGCCACAAUCCACCAGUACAAGCUCUAGCAUUAAAUUCAGUAGUUCUCAACAGAAAGCAAGCAAUGAUGAUGGAAAUCUUUCUUAUCAACAACCUCAGCAAACAACCGAUAUUAACAAGAAACUCGAUUAUCCUCAAGAAAAGGAAUCCAGUACUGAUUCUCAGGUAACUUAUACUCAGCUUCAGCAAAGCAGCAAGCCAACUGACGAUAAAACUGCAUCUAAAGCCGAUAGGCAAGGAAUAUACGAUUACGAAGCUCAUGGUUACGAUAAUUCACAUGCUGGAGGAUAUGGCGGAGGUUAUUCAGGAGAACACUACAUUUCUGAACCAGUGGGUUAUAACGGAUAUAAUAAAAAUGUUCAUAUCCCUGUGCCAACAGUAGCCAUUAAGCUUGAUCCUUUGGGUUUCCUUAGACUUCUUCUUCAAGGUAUACCGAGACCUAUACUGAAUUUAAAUGGCAAAGUCUUCUUUGGUGUAGAACUUGGUAAAGGAGUGGGAGUUGGAAUAGGGAAGGGAGUUGCGCCAGCACCUCAUUAUGGAGGAGGAGGGGGAAAAGUGAUAACUCUAGGAUAAAAAAUUUAAGCAUACAAAUUGAGAUAGACAUGUGAUAUGUUAUUUUGUCUGAAGGAUUAAUUUUAUUAUUUCCAGUUCUCCAAAUUUUAAAUUUGCAUUUUUAGCUCAUGGAAUCUCACAAAAAUGAUGUGAUAGAGAACGGAAAUUUCUUAAAUGCAUUACAUGUGAAAUACACAUUUUCAUUUCAUGCUGGGUCAUGGUAUUGGGUUAAGUAAAAUUCAAUAUUUGUUUUUAAUUUUGAAGGUUUGAAAACAAUCAUCGCUUUUCUUCUACAGAUGAGUAAAAUUGAACGAAAUUUAUGAAUGUCAUUAUACUUCUAAUUUUUAUUUCGUCAUAUGAGAAAAACUACACAUUACUAAAUGCACCUAUGCACUUUUGCUAAAACAUAUUGGAGGCGCAAAAGAAACAUGUCAUAUUUUUAUGCAAGGAAAUAACUUCUUAUUUCGUUAUUAAGCUAUUUGAAAAACAAAUCUUACUCUGAAAUGUUUUAAAUGAAAAUAUGGAAUUUCAAGUGCAAUUUUUAAUCACUGGGACACUAAAUUGUUUUAGUGAUAAGUGAGUUUUAAGUAUUAUAAAAUAAAUCCUUUUUGGGUGAAUCUUUUUGUAGGUAUUUGGUUUUAGGAACAAUAUGUUUAAGAGCAGUGCCUUUUCAUGUGUAUUUAAUUGAGAAAGCAAAGCUUUUAAACUUCUUUUUCAAUUCUCUUAUUUUAUUAAUAUAGGGUAAAGUUACGUAAGUCGUAUCUUCUAAGAAAAAACAUUUAAAAAUCGUAGAAGCUAUGAAAAAUAUGAGAAUCCUGUGUGGUAAUAGUUUUUCGUAUUGUCGUUACAGAUAUUUAUUACAACAAAACACCAUACAAUGUACUCUCUUGGAUAAAAUUAAUAAAAUUCACGAACACAAAAUUAAAACGACUUAGACAAUCAGUAUUCUAAGUAAUACCACCUAUAGCUUAAAUUGAACUGCGAUUAAAAUUGAACAAAUAUAAUAAAACUUUUUCUCAAUUAAUUUAUUUAUAAAAUUAAUUACAACAAUGGUCACAACGAUAUUGUUUCAUUUUCUUGUCAACUCCACAUAAGUCGUGUGUCCAUCCUUUACAUUUUAGGCACUGAAUCAUUUCUUCAUAGAUAUUAUAGGAAGAAGAACACGGUGUGAAAGAAAAUAUGUUGACGGUGUGAAAAAAAAUCGUAUUGCCGGAAAAGGCACAGUUGGCAUGAUAUUGCGCCUAAUUAUUUAAAACGUACGACUUAAGAGGUGGUACGACUUGCCCAACCUUACUCAUAAAUUUAGUUAUCAACGAUUUCAAGUUAUUUAGAGUAUGUCAAUUGCAAAAAAUGUAAAUGUUGUAGAUUUUCAUAGCCGAAGUUAUUACUAAUGAAGAACUACAGGUUUUCUGCAAUACUUUUGAAAUUUGCUGUGGAUAAUAUAUUUUUUCAAUGUGGUCGCGUUUACUAUAUUCGUCACACUACCUUUUAACGUAACAAAAACUGGUGGAUUUAAGUUAAGGCGUCGUGAAAGUUUAUACUUGCUUAUACUGACAUGCAUAAUGAUAGCUAGUAGACUACAAAGCUUAGAACCAGCGAAUAACUGAAAUAUAUAGCCUUAUAGGCUUAAAAAUGAUGCGAGAAUUGCCUUUAAAUAUUAAGUCAAUAAUCUGCCGAGAUUUAUUGUCACUUUCUCAAAACGUGUUAUUACAUUGCAGUAUUCUUGCAAUGUAAGGUGACAUUAAAUGAACUGAUAAUUAAAAAUGGCUCAAUGAAAUGAGUAUUUAUUUCUGCUCUUGGCAGAUUUGGGGCAAUAGAUGACUGGGCCCCCUCUUAAUUGUUCCUUUCAAACUUAACCACUUCUCUUUAGUUAUUAUUGAGCAUUUUCUUAAUAAUUAAAGUAGCUUUAUAUGCUUUAAUAGAAGAAAAUGUUUUUCGAUGAAUUUGUCAUUGAUAUGUGCUAUUAUAUAUCAUUUUUGAUUCCUGUUUAAUCCUUUUUAAUCAAAAAGAAUAUUCUAGCCAAAAUUAUUUGUCUUCCUAAAGCCUAGUGUGGAAUAAGACUUAUUAGCAAAUUAUUCAGUAUAAUCUAUUUUUACAUUUGGAUUGCAAAAGUCUCUGUUUUCUAACUGUUAAAGAAGGAAAUUCAUUAAUUAUUUUAUAGUCUCUUUAUACCUAACGUUCUAAAUUAUUAGCCCACAAUCAUUACAUUUAACUGGCCUUUAUAAUGGUGCCAUCUGGUUGCAAGGUUGACAUAAUCUGAUUAGUCAUCCCUCAUUCUCAGGUAUAUUUUUUAUUUAAUUAAAGAUAAAUUGAAUUUCUAAUUAGAUAAUUAAAUUCUUGGCUUGAAAAGGAAAAAUAUAAAUAAAGUUAGGGAAAUUUAAUUUUUCAAUACCUUAAACUAAAUUUUCAGUACAAAAUAUCGAUAUAUUUUCCCCUCUUCUUUAGAGUCCCCCUAAGCUAGGGGCCUCCGAGUGCCCUUGUGGUACUUACGACCUUGUCCAAAUGUAUCAUAUUUAUUCAGGAAUAUAAUGCAGUGGUCUGAAAGCAUUUUAAUAAUUAUAAAGCUUAAAUUUUGGUAAUUAAUUAAAUCAACUUACGUUUUAUAAUAUUUAUUUCAAAAAGCUGCACAUUUUUAGUUGUUUUGUUCUUAAACUAUUUUUUUAGACAACUCGUUUCAACUUUCAAUGAUACUUCAAAAAGGAUAGAUUAUCGCUACAUUGUCAAAUUUAUUUAUUUAUAUCAUUUUUAUCAAAAUUUUAAAAAAUUAGCAGGAAACAUUAAAUAGGGAAAGAACGUAUAGUUAGUUUUCCUGUUUAGUGUUUGUUUUUAUUUGAUGCAUCACUGCAAGGCGUGUACGAUACAAUGUAGUUUGCGAUGAAUUAAUUGAACAUAUUUAAAUAUUUUAGUAUUUUAUGUACUGAGACUCUGGAAUAAGAAAAUGUUAUAUAAAUAUAAGAAUGGAAUAUUUCGAACUCUAGCUUCUUUGUAAUAUGCCCUUGUUAUCUAGAAUAAGGAAAUGGACUGUUAUUAAAACAAAAAUUCAUUUGUUAAUAUUCAUUUAAAAAAUAAAGAGAAAAUCUUACUCGGUUCUUGAUUGUUGAGCUUCUCGAGAAAGUAACUUAAAUGCAUACUCCUUUAUUUGGCAUAAAUAAAAAGGAGGCAUAUACGUUGCUACCUAAUACACUACACUCGAAAUCUACACCAGAACAUUACCAGAGAAAACCACUAAUGUUUAUUAGCGUAUAAAAGUGUAUUAGCACCAUUAGCUUGUAAGGGAUAUUAACGUACAAAAGUGUAUUAGCUAUAAAGACGUUUUAGCGCCAUUUAUAGUCUACAGUUCGCAAGAAAUAUAAUGGUUUACAAAUAUACAAAGAAACUAAUUUAUAAUAUUCUCUAAAAUAACAAUAAUGUGUAAUAAUCUUUAUAAAUAUCUAAAAAAUAGCAUCAUUUUCAAUCAUUUUGUAUGUAACGAAUUUUUAUCUGUAAAUUAUUCUUUUAAUAUAAGAUUUUUUAAUAUAAUAUUAAUUUUGCAAUGAAUACAGUAUAUAAUUUUA
This is a messenger RNA of Stegodyphus dumicola, 4700 nucleotides long. RefSeq lists its product as uncharacterized. The record is from RefSeq and is a predicted model, not a curated record. Lineage: Eukaryota; Metazoa; Arthropoda; Arachnida; Araneae; Eresidae.